Molecule: messenger RNA, 609 nt
Organism: Drosophila teissieri
Lineage: Eukaryota; Metazoa; Arthropoda; Insecta; Diptera; Drosophilidae
Exons: 2
Coding region: 106-471 (121 amino acids)
Source: RefSeq, a predicted model, not a curated record
UAAAACUCACUCUAGUACACAAUCUAGUUCGAUAAACACCUAACACACUUUAGUUCAUAAAAUACCUAUUUUCUCAAAGAACAGUGCAUCCAUUCAGGGACAAAGAUGCUCAUUCCAGAGGUGGACAUGUGGAAUGUGUCCAAGAGUAGCCGGAUACAUCGCCUUUCCAUCUUCAAUUGCGAUAAGCCUGGACUGAAAGUGUUGGACUACUCCGCCGUGCGGGGAGUGGAUAGGUUCUACUUGGAGUGCCAGGACUACAGGGAUUACUUCAAAGAUCCCUAUAACCGAGUCCACAAGCCGAAGAGGUUCACAACGUAUGCAGGCAGGUGCGACGCCAAGUUGGAUACCGAAGUCGAGUUCCUGUCAAUGCCGACCUCGUGGCGUACUGAUCGCCAGCCCAUCAUCUAUCCCAUCGGCUUUUUACUUUAUAUUCUGAUAUAUCUCAGUAUGCGGUCCAAGGAAAAUCCCUGACUCUGGCUUGAAAUCUAUAUUUUAUAUUAUACCUAUACUUUCAAAUAACAUCGAGCUGGUGUCACUGUGGCACACAGCCCGUGGCAAAAAGGUCUUUCUCCCUGUCAAAUCCAGCCACUUUCACUUAGCCUACGCCAA